CCGUGCCGUCGGAGCGGCUGAGAGAACGCACUGCUCCCGCGCGCAUGACGGCAACGCUCCUGAGUCGGCCUUCUCUGCACACCAGAGGCACGCUUAAACUGCGACGGUGCCUCACUCUGAAUGCUCCGAGGCACUGAGUGCGGCUUCAGGAGAUCAGCCAGCAGACAAACUCCAACUGCUGCCGCCUCCAUCUUUCCUUCUCAGCCCACUCGCUCCACAACUCCACAGCGGCCUCGCACUCCUCGCUCUGCCCUCGCCAACAUGAAGCUCUUCCGCCGUGCCGCCGCACUGACGGCGCUGCUGCUGGCCGUGCCGGGCUCCACGUCUGCGCUGCAGCUCUCGGAGCGCGACUGCGUGCACAACGAGAUCGGCACGUUCGACAAGCCCGUGCCCAUCCGGCUGCCGGACGGCUUUGACCACUUCAACAACCACGAGCAGGCGAUGAACAACCAGAACAAGCCCAUCCAGCCGCCGCAGCCGCAAGAGCUUCCGCUCUGCGGCGCACCACAGUCGCAACCGGCGAAGCAGCCGGCAAAGCAGCCCGCGACUAAAAAGUCUUCUAAAUCGAAGGGAUCGAAGAAAUCCAAGGGAUCGAAGGGCAAGGGAUCGAGGGGAUCGAAGAGUAAGGCCAAGGGAUCGAGGAGUAAGGCCAAGGGCAAGGCGCACCGCAAGAAGUCGAGGCGCUCGGCGCCAAGCCGCCUUGACGACGAGGAGGGCGACGACGAGACUCUGGACUAGGCAUCGUCUUGCUCUCAUCGUACACGUCACCCAUGCUCUGCCCGUCGUCACCCAGUCUCUCGUCACCACACUCGCGUGCGCAGGCGCUCCGAGUCCCACACCCUCUCGCUUUCUCUCCCUGUAUCACAUACCCC
This is a messenger RNA of Tilletiopsis washingtonensis, 872 nucleotides long. RefSeq lists its product as hypothetical. Bases 121 to 738 code for a protein of 205 amino acids. Lineage: Eukaryota; Fungi; Basidiomycota; Exobasidiomycetes; Entylomatales. The transcript has 3 exons. The record is from RefSeq and is a predicted model, not a curated record.